CCACCUGAUCAGAACACAGGCCGCACCUUAUCCCUUUUUAUUUCUCCCUGCCUCCAAAUCAGAGUGAGAAAAUUAGUACUCCUGCUACUUAGUUCUGUUGGGAAACUGUAGGGGAACAAGAUGGCUGUCGAGAUAAUUACGAGAGAAGCCGUGAAGCCAUCCUCUCCAACCCCUGAUCACCUAAGAGAGUUUAACCUUUGCUUUCUGGAUCAGCUUCCUCCUGUGGCUAACGAACCUCUGCUUCUCGUCUACUCAAGCUUCCAGCAGAAAUUCACGGUUGCUCACAAAUCCGAGCGGCUAAAGAGAUCACUGUCUGAAACCUUAUCCCGAUUCUACCCCCUUGCUGGCAGAAUCAAAGAUGAUGCCUCUAUUGAAUGCAACGAUUUUGGAGCUGUUUUUGUUGAAGCACGAGUCAACUGUCUUCUAUCCAAGUUUCUUGAAAAGCCUGAUGCUGAGGUGAUAAGAAAAUUCAUUCCUACUGGGAUUGAGUCGCCAGAGGAACUCACGGGUAGUCUAGUGCUUGUUCAAGCAAAUUUCUUUGCCUGCGGCGGGUUGGCGAUUGGAGUUUGCAUCUCUCACAUGGUAGCUGAUCCGGUUACCUUUAGCACCUUCGUAAAGGCUUGGGCAGCUGCGGCUUUUCAUUCUGGGGACAGUACCAUACUUCCUUUAUUCAAUGCACCAUCCGUAUUUCCUCCUCAAAACAUAUCGCUUUCAAAGCCUGCAGCUCUCGAAGUUAUGCGUGACAGAUGUGUUACAAAGAGAGUUGUCUUUGAUGCCUCCAAGGUUGCUGCUCUUCAGGUUAAAGCUGUCUGUGAAAGCGUGACAUGUCCAACAAGAGUUGAAGCUGUAACGGCCCUGAUUUGGAAAUGCGCAAUGAACGCCGCAAGAUCGAACUCAGAGCAUUUAAGAUAUUCUAUUCUCUCACAAUCUGUGAAUUUACGCAAUAAAAUGGUGCCUCCUUUGCCUGAACACACUAUUGGAAACCUCGCGGGUUAUUUCGCUUCAUGUGCUACAGAAUGCGAGGUUGAAUUGCAAAGCCUGGCUCGUCAGCUAAGGAAAGGGUUGCAAGAUUUUGGUGAGAACUACCUGAAGAAACUUGGAAAAGAUAAGGCCUCCAUGGCUAUUUGUGAACCAUUCCAAGAGGCAGCAAGCAUGCUUCCAGAAGGUAAUGUAGACUUCUACGUUAGCACCAGUUUCUGCAGGCUCCCGUUUUACGGUAUCGAUUUUGGGUGGGGAAAGCCCACCUGGGUAACCAUUCCUACUGGGGCUUACAAGAAUGUGGCUUCAAUUAUGGACGCUAAAGAUGGUAAAGGAAUCGAGGCUUGGGUGACUUUAACUGAAGACGACAUGGCCUUUUUUGAACGUGAUCGAGAGCUGCUCGCAGCUGCUUCUUUUGAUCCAGUUGCCUCGGACCUCAUCAUGCCCAUGUCUUCUCUAUAAAUAUCUCAAAAUAGGCUCUGAUUUCUUCUUGUCUAUGGUGGUUUUCAGUCUGUAUAAUCAUGGAUACUAAUCGUCUCCUCUCUUUUGUGUGUGUAUUUGUGUCUGAUUGGUUGGUUUCUUGGGAUGAGACUGGAGAGUACUUGAAGAUUUGUCGUUACAGCUACUAGUCAUUGGCCAACGAGCAUUGUCAACAAUCUGUUUAAUAAUACUUAAUCUCAUGAUUGACGUGAUUUUUUUUU
Populus euphratica (Euphrates poplar) is the source of this 1679-nucleotide messenger RNA. Its product is annotated as BAHD acyltransferase At5g47980. The transcript has a single exon. Bases 121 to 1440 code for a protein of 439 amino acids. The record is from RefSeq and is a predicted model, not a curated record. Lineage: Eukaryota; Viridiplantae; Streptophyta; Magnoliopsida; Malpighiales; Salicaceae.